AUGGAGUAUCUCCUUCCAGAGCUCAUCUGCCACUACCAAGACCCUCAACUGGCUGAAGAGAUCCGCUGUCUGCACUGCAAACGGUUCAGCCUUCGCAUCAGCCUCCGCAUCAGCCUCCGCAUCAGCCUCCGCAUCAGCCUCCGCAUCAGCCUCCGCAUCAGCCUCCGCAUCAGCCUCCGCAUCAGCCUCCGCAUCAGCCUCCGCAUCAGCCUCCGCAUCAGCCUCCGCAUCAGCCUCCGCAUCAGCCUCCGCAUCAGCCUCCGCAUCAGCCUCCGCAUCAGCAGCAGCAUGGAGCUGCGGUCGCAUGCGCAGUGUGGCGGGUGGUGGGGAGUGGGGGAUGAGGGGGUCAGUGUGGGGGAGUGGGGAGUGGGGGGGUCAGUGUGGGGUGGGGGUGGGGAGUGGGGGAUGAGGGGGUCAGUGGGGUCGGGUGGUGGGGAGUGGGGGAUGAGGGGGGGGUGGGCGGUGUGGGGAGGGGGGGGGUCAGUGUGGCGGUGGGGGAUGAGGGAAGGGGUGGGGGAUGAGGGGGUCAGUGUGGCGGGUGGUGGGGAGUGGGGGGGUCAGUGUGGCGGGUGGUGGGGAGUGGGGGAUGAGGGGGUCAGUGUGGCGGGUGGUGGGGAGUGGGGGGUCAGUGGGGUCGGUGGUGGGGGUGGGGAUGGGGGGGUCAGUGUGGCGGGUGGUGGGGAGUGGGGGAUGAGGGGGUCAGUGUGGCGGGUGGUGGGGAGUGGGGGUGGGGGGGUCAGUGUGGCGGGUGGUGGGGAGUGGGGGGAUGAGGUGGCCCCCCAGGACCACCCGGCCCUCCAGGACAGCCCGGAACCCCCAGCCCUCCCUCAGAUGUCCCUGGGCCUCAGGGUAGAGAUGGACAGAAGGGAGAACCAGGGCUGCCGGUGA
Knipowitschia caucasica is the source of this 888-nucleotide messenger RNA. NCBI's taxonomy places the organism in Eukaryota, Metazoa, Chordata, Actinopteri, Gobiiformes, Gobiidae. The record is from the annotation of a GenBank genome assembly.